AUGAUCCUGGUGGAUCCCAGGACUGUAUCUGACGCGAUCGCCGUAUCUGACGCCGUCGCCUUCGCUGUCGCUCUCGCCUUCGCUGUCGCUGUCGCCAUCGCUGCCGCCGGCGCGGUCGCUGCCGCCGUCGCCAUCGCUGCCGCCGGCGCGGUCGCUGCCGCCGGCGCGGUCGCUGUCGCCCUCGCCUUCGCUCUCGCCCUCGCCUUCGCUCUCGCUAUCGCCGGCGCCUUCGCUGACGCCGGCACGGUCGCUGACGCCGUCGCCGUCGCCCUCGCUCUCGCUAUCGCUGGCGCCUUCCCUAUCGCCGGCGCCUUCGCCUUCGCCUUCUCUGACGCUGUCAUGCUCACCUUUGGUCCUUUCCACCGCCUCGCCCAUCCCCUUGGUCACACCCAUAGUCUCUCGCACACCCUCAUGCCUGCUUUCAUCGCCGGAUCCGGCUGCCUGAGUCCCCCGCACGACCCGGCCCCCGCGCGAGCCCUUUCGAAGGGCCACAACGCCGCCGUGCGCCUCUGA
Molecule: messenger RNA, 513 nt
Organism: Epithele typhae
Lineage: Eukaryota; Fungi; Basidiomycota; Agaricomycetes; Polyporales; Epitheliaceae
Exons: 2
Coding region: 1-513 (170 amino acids)
Source: RefSeq, a predicted model, not a curated record